Messenger RNA from Zootermopsis nevadensis, 5914 nucleotides. NCBI's taxonomy places the organism in Eukaryota, Metazoa, Arthropoda, Insecta, Blattodea, Termopsidae. The record is from RefSeq and is a predicted model, not a curated record.
AUCGAUUGUCGUGCUGUUAGUUGUGCCGUUUCGCGGCAGAAGUCGACACGUGUGAUCUUGUUCAGUAAAGUGUGUUGAACCGGUAGCGUGUGCUGUUAAAAGUAUUUUAUGACAAAUAUAGUUUUGAAGUAUCCAAAUAUAUAUUUUAACGGCAAUAAAGGUGUGACUAUCUUUACAGUAAAUACAACAUGUCAGAGAAAGGCUCUGCUGAUGAUAGUAGAAGAAAUUCAUGGGGAGUUGAACUUGGAAGCAUGGAUAAGAGAACGCGGUUCCAGGUGAACCGUGUAGACGCCACGACUUCCAAGGGCGGUGGAGGGGUAGACGAGGAAGGUGUACCUCUUCGUGGUCGUGGCGACGACGAGGAAGGGUCCCGUCGGGGUUCGCUCGAGGACCUGCCGCGUGCCACCUCGCCCACAAUGCUGCUGUCCCACACGUCUGAACACGACGGGUAUGACACCCGCUACGCCAAAAGUUUUCGUCAUUUCACCCGCGAGGCACUACCGCGUCUCGACAAUUACCGGAAUAUCAUGUCCAUCCAGGCAGCCUACCGGCCCACACUCGACGAACUGCACAACGCCACUCUGCAGAGCAAGCCAACAAAUCCCCCUGUGGGUUUUCCAGCAGACAACGAGGGCAUAGUCAAGUUUGGGUGGAUCAAAGGCGUAUUGGUACGCAACCUUCUCAACAUAUGGGGCGUGAUGCUGUUUCUCCGCCUGUCCUGGGUUAUCGCCCAGGCUGGCAUUGGCCAAGGGCUGCUACUGAUCCUUGCAACGAGUGUUGUAACAUCAAUCACUGCUUUAUCGAUGUCAGCCAUCAGUACGAACGGAGUCAUAAAAGGAGGUGGCACAUAUUACAUGAUCUCUCGAUCACUGGGACCUGAAUUUGGUGGGUCUAUCGGCCUUAUCUUCUCAUUGGCCAAUGCGGUCGCUUGCGCCAUGUACGUUGUCGGAUUCUGCGAGUCCAUGUCGGAUUUGCUGAAAUCGCAUGAUCUCCAGAUAGUGGAUGGUGGGAUUAAUGACAUGCGAAUCAUGGGUUCCAUCACCGUCAUGUUUCUCCUCUGCAUCGUUGUUGUCGGAAUGGAGUGGGAAGCCAAGGCUCAGCUGGGACUCCUUGUCAUUCUGCUGGUUGCGAUAGCUGAUUUUAUAAUUGGAACCCUCAUCGGUCCCCAGAAUGACGAAGCCAGGGCAAAAGGAUUUGUCGGAUAUGACCUUAGUCUUGUUACGGAAAACUUCUACCCAGACUAUCGAUUCAGUGAAGGAGUUCAACACAACUUCUUCUCUGUGUAUUCCAUUUUCUUCCCUGCGGCAACUGGAAUUCUAGCUGGAGCAAACAUAUCUGGGGACCUAAGUGACCCACAAGGAGCCAUACCCAAGGGCACCCUGCUUUCUAUUCUGCUGACAACUCUGUCCUACCUGUCAAUGGCUGCCAUGUCAGGUGCCGUCAUGGAGCGGGAUGCGAGUGGCAAUGUCACUGAGCUGUACAACGGAACAUUUACCAACUGCACGUAUCGUGAAUGUAAGUGGGGACUGCACAACAGCUUUCAGGUGAUGGAACUGGUGUCAGCGUUCGGACCUCUGAUUUAUGCUGGUUGCUUCGCAGCAACACUCUCUUCAGCACUUGCCAGUUUGGUGUCCGCACCUAAAGUAUUUCAAGCCCUGUGUAAGGAUCAGCUGUACCCAUACAUCACAUGGUUUGCCAAGGGUUACGGCAAAAACAACGAGCCAGUCCGCGGAUAUGUUCUUUGUUUCUUCAUCUCCAUAGGUUUUAUUCUCAUUGGAGAACUGAAUGCAAUUGCACCAUUGAUCUCCAACUUCUUCCUUGCAGCGUACGCACUCAUCAAUUUCAGCACGUUCCACGCGUCUUUAGCAAAGCCUGUUGGCUGGAGACCAAAAUUCAGGUUUUACAACAUGUGGUUGAGUUUGGCCGGGGCGUUAUUAUGCGUAUUUGUGAUGUUCCUCAUAAGCUGGUGGACUGCUCUUAUUACGCUCGCCUUCGUACUGGCUCUCUACCUGAUCGUAGCCUACAGAAAGCCAGAUGUAAAUUGGGGCUCCACAACUCAGGCACAAACAUACAAAAAUGCCUUGUUGUCUGUACAACAGUUAAACAACGUUGAAGACCACGUGAAGAAUUAUCGGCCGCAGAUUCUCGUUCUUUCAGGCAUGCCAAGCUUCCGUCCGCCCCUGAUAGAUUUUGCCUAUCUUUUAACAAAAAAUCUCUCGCUUCUUAUUUGUGGUCAUAUAUUGAAAGGUCCUGUAUCUCAACGUAUCAGAAAUAUCUUGACUUAUAAGGCUCACAACUGGCUCCGCUCACAUAAAAUAAAGGCAUUCUAUACUCACGUCGAUGAAGUGAACUUUGAAGAAGGAGCCAAAGCAUUAAUCCAAGCCUCGGGUGUUGGCAAACUACGGCCAAAUAUCUUGCUGAUGGGCUACAAGGGUGAUUGGCGAGAAUGUGAAAGGGAAGAAUUAGCCAUGUACUUUGAGGUGAUGCAUAAAGCCCUGGACAUGUACAUGGCAGUUGCCAUUCUAAGACUGCAAGAGGGCCUCGAUUACUCAAAAGUGAUAGCGGAUGAAGAUGAUCUUGUAAAUGGUAUCAGUUCUGUCGCUGGAGUAGGAGAUAAAGGCGCCAUUCGUACAAGACAGAACUCCCAGGAAUCUCUGCCUCGUAAUCAAUCCUUCUCGCAGAUGUCUCAAGCAAGUAGUGCAAGCGAUCUGUCUGCCCCCGCAACUCCAAAUUUGAACAAAGCCAGAGUAAAUGAAAGUCCCAAUGUGGAUGUUGUUUCUACGGCGAUAACGAUUGCAGAUUCUGGUAACCAAGAAAGUAAGAAUCAUGCUGCAAGUGGAAUGAACAGUCGGAAGGAAAAGAGGAAACUGGAAUAUAAGGCUGACCUCUACAGGGGGCCUGGAGGAAGCACUCUCCCUAAGGACGUACUCAACAAUCUGAUACAAUUCCAGAAGAAACAAAAGAAGGGAACUAUCGAUGUCUGGUGGCUUUACGAUGAUGGAGGACUGACACUUCUUCUGCCGUACAUCAUCGGCACGAGGCGGAACUGGUCUGCUUGCAAACUUCGUGUCUUCGCACUUUCUAAUAAGAAAGAUGAACUAGAAUUUGAACAACGCAGCAUGGCUAGUUUACUGGCCAAAUUCCGCAUCGAUUACUCGGACCUGAUGGUGAUACCAGAUAUAACGAAAAAGCCACUUGAAACUACGGUAUCAUUCUUUGAGAGCCUAAUUUCUGAGUUCAAGCAAAUGGAAGGGAGUACUGACGGUGGAACAUCCGAUGAUCCAAUGGCCAUUACAGAAGCUGAAUUGCUGGCCAUGAACGAUAAGACAAAUCGGCACUUGCGGUUGAGAGAGCUUGUCAUGGAAAAUUCCCUUGAAGCAAAUCUGAUCGUCAUGACACUGCCCAUGCCGAGGAAGAAUGUGGUUUCGGCAACCUUGUACAUGGCGUGGUUAGAAACGCUGACGAAAGACAUGCCACCAUUCCUUCUGGUUCGUGGUAACCAGACCUCUGUUCUUACAUUCUAUUCAUGAACAUUCAGCGUACAUACAGUGCUUUAAAAUUAGCCUUGCAAUGGGCAUAUUUAUUGAACAGGAAUUCUUCAAUAUGCUUCAAAAACUUCAGCUUUGUCCAAAAUUAAGAAUGAAAAUAUUCAAUUUUGGAGACUUAUUUCACAAGAAGACGUGCUUUAUAAUGUAGCUUUGGUGGAUAGUGACGGUUGAAAUGGUUUGGUCGCACAACUUCUUCGAAUUGCGGAUAUUAAUACGUAAAACUGCUGAAUGCCGCGUAGCAGAGCUAGCGACUGUCUCGUUUAGUCUUCCCUGUCUGUAAGGGAAAGCACAUUCAUUCUAAUUUUAUUCCCACCAUAUUUGUUUAAUAAUUUAUAUUCAUUCCUUCCUGUGUUGUUAUUUUAAACUCUUAGUGAAGUUAUAAUGUGUCGAGUUAAUUGUUCCGCUCUUCAAUUACGUGAAGAAACAAUCCGGUGAAUUUUCACCAAUAGUGUAUAGUGAUAUAUUAAAUUGGUAGGAAUUAUAAUUUAUUGUCGCUGCUCAGAUAAUGGAGUACUUUGUUCACAGCUAUGGCUUAGAAAUUCUAGUGAAGCUUUUUAAUAUAUUAUAAUCGACUGAAGGUUAUGGGACCUUGAAGAUGACCUGACGACUGUACACAAGACAAUACUUUGAGCUUACUUUGGUGUUUUCUAAAAUAUGUACGUUGCCCAAGUGAGUGGUAUAUUGCGGAUAUUAUAACCUUUCUUUUUAAUGCAUCUUGCCGACCAGAUAUUAUUCUUGUUACCUGCUAUCGGAAAAGGGAAGAAACUUCCUCGAAUUUUUAUUCUCCCCGUUUUUCCGCGUCUUCCCCGUACACAUUCGGAAAUUUCUUGUUCUCAUAUUGCAGUUCAACUUUUGGCUUUUUGGGGGGACGAGCCACGUCAAAUGUUGAAAAUUAUGCGGUGUUUCGGCAAACGUUGCGGUUGCCGUGUGUUCGCCCUGAAGGCUGCAACUGCAGUGUUUGAUGAAACUUUGGAUAAUUUUCAACCCUUGACACGGUUCAUACCUGAAGCUUAAGUUGUGCAUUCAUAAUUUGUUUAAAGAUGGGGGUUGAAGAGGUAGGUCUGUGUUUCGGAAUUAUGUAUGUAAUGGACUGAGAAAGAACAUAAAUAUACAAAUAUAUAUAUACAAAAAUACUGCUGACUGUUCCAUAAUUAUAAUGACUACAAUCUGUGACAAAGGAAUGUGAAGGAAUAUUAUGAAUUUUUCAGGGCAGAUAUUGUAUUACUUUAUUUAUGACUCUACAAUUCUUGAAGAACUGUGGUCACAUCUAUAUCUUCUUAAAAACAUGCUGAUUUCUUACAAAAUUAAUCAUUUUAUUAAUAUUUUAUUUCUACGGAUUUGAUUAUCACUAGUACGUGGUGCUGUGAAACACAUUACAAAAUAUGCAGUUUAAUUUCAAACAGGAAUUUAAAAAGAAAAAAUAUAUUUACAAACUGAACUGAAAAAAAAUACAAGUAAAUUUUUACACCGGAAACAUCAGCUUAAUUUCCUGCUUCUCGCCUCGUCAACAUUGCACGGGGGUAAUUAAUUGUCUUGACAUGUAACUUGGGGAGAGUUGUAGGAAAACUAUGAUAGACAAAGAUACAUAUUCUUUUACUGUGGGACACAGAAUUGAUGGAAAUCUGUGCAUAAAUAUGGUAUGUACAUUGUUUUAAAUUUGCAUAGUGCAAAAGUGUUAAUGUACCAGUAUUAUGUUAUUAUAGUACAGUAUUAUGCUGUAAACAAACUUUUUUUGACUCAUGUUUGCUGUGUCUGAAUUUGUAAUGUUAACCUUUUCUCUGCCACAUUUUGCAAGCACUGCUAAAUUUUCCAUACCUCAACAUUUAAGGUUUUAGGUUAAUUCCUUAAGUGAGGUUAUGUCAAUUGUACAAGGAAUAACUAUCCAUCUUACGAUUUUUUUAAUGUGGCAGUAAAAUUGAAAUGUUCACAUCUCUAAGAUUAAUAUAUUUAUGGCUGGAGGAACAAAGAUGGUGAUCUUAUGGGUUGUGACACCACUUGUUUGUAGGUACCAUUGUUUUGAAGGAACCUCCAUUUUCAGUCUUAAACUGAAGACACUAAAAAUUAAAUAAUUCAAGGUUGGCACUGCAGAAACCCAACUUGGAAACUAGUACAGAGGUGGCAGUGAAAGGUUUAGGUUAUUGAAUAAGUUUCUGACACUUUUAUUUGUUGUGCGGAAGUGAAGAAUUACUAUUGCAAAAGAAUAACUACAAUGGUAAGAUAUGUUUAUAAAAUAGUUUAUUGAAUUCCUGGAUUUAAAGCAAUUGUUACAUUGUUGUGUAGUAAACUGUAAUAUGCAAUGAUGUUCCAACCCUCCCAUUAUUUUUAUUAACAUUUUGAAAUAAAAAUUCUUUGCCUUCAUCCGAACA